Messenger RNA from Macaca mulatta (Rhesus monkey), 1839 nucleotides. It is a transcript of the gene ZNF556, whose product is annotated as zinc finger protein 556. The record is from RefSeq and is a predicted model, not a curated record. Gene Ontology annotation, biological process: regulation of DNA-templated transcription. Lineage: Eukaryota; Metazoa; Chordata; Mammalia; Primates; Cercopithecidae. Gene Ontology annotation, molecular function: RNA polymerase II cis-regulatory region sequence-specific DNA binding; DNA-binding transcription factor activity, RNA polymerase II-specific.
UGUCCAGUCAGCAGAGCUCAGGGCUAGCAAGCUGACCAACUAGAAGAGCAGGGGCAGAGUCUAACGAACUGUCCAAUCAGGGGAUUUGGGAUGGGACUGGUGAACUCUCCACUCAGACGUGAGCAGAGAAGAGAACCGUCCAAUCAGCCCCAGGGGCGGGGCAUUGCCGCCCUCCCUGCUGAGCACUCCCGGCCUGCCCUGAGUGACCACGGGUGUUCCAGUUGUGCUCACCGGUACCUGCUGCGAGGCGCAGGGAGCUCGGCGAAGAGCUCAGGUCUUGGGUCCUGCAGGACAUGGACACGGUGGUCUUUGAAGACGUGGUUGUGGGGUUCACCCUGGAGGAGUGGGCCUUGCUGAAUCCUGCUCAGAGAAACCUCUACAGAGAAGUGAUGCUGGAGACGUUCAAGCACCUGGCCUCAGUAGAUAAUGAGGCUCAACCUAAAACCAAUGGGUCCAUUUCUCAGCAGGAUACUUCUGGAGAAAAAUUAUCCCUUAAACUGAAAAUAGAAAAGUUCACAAGAAAGCAUACGUGGGCCUCCCUUUUAGGAAAAAAUUGGGAAGAACAUAGUGUGAAAGACAAGCACAACACCAAGGAGAGACGUUCGAGCAGAAAUCCAAGGGUGGAGAGACCAUGUAAAAGCAGUAAAGGUAAUAAGCGUGGAGAAACCUUCAGAAAGACUCGAAAUUGUAAUCGUCAUCUGCGCAAGAAUCAUCGUACUGGUGUGAGACGGUAUGAAUGCAGUCAGUGUGGAAAACUCUUCACCCAUUCUUCAUCCCUGAUGAGGCACAAGAGAGCUCACUCUGGACAAAAAUUAUAUACAUGUAAGGCAUGUGGGAAAGCCUUCAGUCGCCCUUCCUACCUACAGAUGCAUGAGAAAACCCACAGUGGAGAGAAGCCCUAUGCCUGUCAAUCUUGCGGGAAGACAUUUCUUCGUUCUCACUCUCUCGCCGAACACGUGAGGACUCACACUGGAGAGAAGCCCUAUGAAUGUGGGCAGUGUGGGAGAGGCUUCAGUUGUCCCAAAUCCUUUCGGGCACACGUGAUGAUGCACACUGGAGGGAAGCCGUAUGAGUGCAAGCACUGUGGGAAAGGCUUCAGGUGUCAGAAAUCCUUUCGAGUCCAUACGAUCAUGCACGCCGGAGCGAAACCCUACGAGUGCAAGCAGUGUGGGAAAGCCUACUGCUGGGCAACAUCCUUUCAGCGACACGUGAGAAUUCACAACGGAGAGAAACCCUAUAAGUGUGAAACAUGCGGGAAAGCAUUUGGUUGGCCCUCCUCCUUACACAAACACGCAAGAACGCACGCUAAAAAGAAGCCCGUGAGGAGGGGCAGCGUGGGAAAGCCUUCAGCGAGGCCUCACCCCUCCACAAAUGUCAAAUUGCAAACUAGAGAGAAAGUCUAUAAAUGUGGAAAAUGUGGGAAAACGUAUGGUUGGUCCUCAUCUUUACACAAACAUGAGAGAAAGCACACGGGAGAGAAACCUGUCAGUGCAGCCAGUGUGGGAAAACCUUCUGGUGGGCUUUGCUCUUCCAAAAAUGCAAGAAUGCAGAUUGGAGAGAAGCCCAGUAAGUGCGAAAAAUGUGGGAAAGCUUUCAGUUGUCCCAAAGCCUUUCAAGGUCAUGUGAGAAGUCACGCAGGAAGGAAACCCUAUGCAUCUAAGUAAUGGGGGAAAACCUGUGCAAAUUAACUCAUAUAUCAUGGUUCAGAAAAUUCACAGCAGGAGGGCCAGGCACGGUGGCUCAUGCCUGUAAUCCCAGCACUUUGGGAGGCCGAGGCAGGUGGAUCAUGAGGUCAGGAGAUCGAGACCAUCCUGGCUACAGUUAAACCCCAUCUCUACU